Molecule: messenger RNA, 6448 nt
Organism: Gadus chalcogrammus (walleye pollock)
Lineage: Eukaryota; Metazoa; Chordata; Actinopteri; Gadiformes; Gadidae
Product: phospholipid-transporting ATPase ID-like
Biological process (GO): phospholipid translocation; Golgi organization
Cellular component (GO): plasma membrane
Molecular function (GO): magnesium ion binding; ATP hydrolysis activity; ATPase-coupled intramembrane lipid carrier activity
Source: RefSeq, a predicted model, not a curated record
CCUCCUCCUCCCCUGCUCCCCGUCCGCUCCUCCUCUCCUCCUCCCCACCUCCCUCCUCCUGCUGAGCGGAACAGAAACGCGCUCACCGCCUCGCUACCCUCCCACCUCUGUGGCCUUACUACAACACACCUCUUAUCAUCGCCAGGAUUCCGAACCACAACCCCGCCAAACUCAACAUAGUGAGAAGGACUCAAAUUAUGUCAACAUCUGGAUCAUCUUCUACUGCACGACUUUAAACAAGACAGUCCCAUGGGAAAUAGCGGAAGAUCGGCGGCAGAGUGGAGAUGUUCUCAAAGAGGCCUCCUCCGGAGGAGGAGAGAAGGGUGCGGGCCAAUGACAGAGAGUACAACGAGAGAUUUCAGUAUGCGAGUAACUGCAUCGUGACAUCAAAGUACAACGUCCUGACCUUUCUGCCCGUCAACCUCUUCGAGCAGUUUCAGGAAGUGGCGAAUACCUACUUCCUGUUCCUGCUCAUCCUGCAGUUGAUACCUCAGAUAUCCUCCCUCCCCUGGUUCACGACCAUAGUGCCUUUAGCUCUGGUACUGAGCAUCACUGCGGUGAAGGAUGCCACAGACGACUAUUUUCGACAUAAAAGUGACAACCAAGUGAACAACCGUCAGUCUCAGGUCCUCAUCCCUGGCUCUCUUCAGAACGAAAAGUGGAUGAAUGUUCGAGUUGGGGAUAUUAUUAAACUGGAAAAUAACCAGUUUGUGGCAGCUGACCUGCUGCUGUUGUCCAGCAGCGAACCUCACGGCCUUUGUUACAUUGAGACAGCUGAGCUUGACGGAGAGACCAACAUGAAGGUGCGUCAGUCGGUGCCAGUGACCUCUGCGCUGGGAGACUCAAACAACCUGGCAACGUUCGAUGGCGAGGUGGUGUGUGAGCCUCCGAACAACAAGCUGGACCGCUUCUCCGGGACGCUGUACUGGAGGGACUGUAAAUGUGUCCUGACCAAUCAAAACAUGCUGCUGAGAGGCUGCGUCCUGCGCAACACUGAGGCAUGCUACGGCCUCGUCAUAUUCGCUGGACCAGAUACUAAGCUGAUGCAGAACAGCGGUCGCACCAAGUUUAAACGUACAAGCAUCGACUGUCUGAUGAACACCCUGGUGCUCUGGAUCUUCUGCUUCCUGGUGUGUAUGGGCGUGAUCCUGGCAGUGGGCAACGCGGUGUGGGAGAAGGAGGUGGGCUCCCUGUUCCAGAGCUACCUCCCCUGGGACCCCCCAGUGGACAACUUCAUGUUCUCGGCCUUCCUCUCCUUCUGGUCCUACAUCAUCAUCCUCAACACCGUGGUGCCUAUCUCCCUCUACGUCAGUGUGGAGGUGAUCCGGCUGGGCCACAGCUACUUCAUCAACUGGGACCGACAGAUGUUCUGCUCUCAGUGCCUCACGGCCGCAGAGGCCAGGACCACCACCCUCAACGAAGAGCUGGGACAGGUGGAAUACAUCUUCAGUGACAAGACUGGGACUCUCACGCAAAAUAUAAUGAGCUUCAAUAAAUGUUCCAUCAAUGGCCAAGUCUAUGGUGAAAUAACAGACCCCCUGGAACCUAAGCCAAAGAGACUGGACUUCACAGCCUUCAACCCCCUGGCGGACCCGGAAUUCUGCUUCUACGACGCCGGACUGCUGGAGUCGGUGAAAGUGGGCGAGCCACGCACACACGACUUCUUCCGCCUGCUGUCCCUCUGCCACACCGUCAUGAGCGAGGAGAAGAGCGAGGGGGAGCUGCUGUACAAGGCCCAGUCUCCAGACGAAGGCGCCCUGGUCACGGCCGCAAGGAACUUUGGCUUUGUGUUCCGCUCCCGGACCCCCGGCACCAUCACGGUCUCCGAGCUGGGCCGACCAGUCACCUAUUCCCUGCUGGCCAUCCUUGACUUCAACAACAUACGCAAACGAAUGUCUGUCAUUGUGCGUGACCCCCAGGGCCGGAUCCGUCUGUACUGCAAAGGAGCGGACACCCUGCUGAUGGAGAGGCUCCACGCCGGCAGUCAGGACCUGAUGAACGUCACCUCAGACCAUCUCAACGAGUUUGCGGGGGACGGACUGCGGACCCUGGCGCUGGCGUCCAGGGAGCUGACGGAGGAGCAGUGGGAGGACUGGGCGGAGAGCCACCGCGCCGCCGACACGGCCGCCGACCUCAGGGAGGAGCGCCUGGCCGCGGCCUACGAGCAGAUAGAGCAGCACAUGACGCUCCUGGGAGCCACAGCUAUAGAAGACAAGCUGCAGGAGGGGGUUCCUGAGACCAUCGCUAUCCUCUCUCUGGCCAACAUCAAGAUCUGGGUCCUCACUGGAGACAAGCAGGAGACUGCGGUGAACAUCGGCUACUCCUGCAAGAUGCUGACGGACGACAUGGGGGAGGUGUUCAUCGUCAACGGCCACACGGUGCAGAGUGUGAGACAGGAACUGAGGAGGGCCAGGGAACGCAUGGUUGAGCUUUCCCAAACCCAAGGAGGAGCAGGAGGAGCAGGAGAAGGAGCAGGAGGAGAAGAAGAAGGAGCAACAGGAGGAGAAGGAGGGGGAGCAGGAGGAGGAGCAGAAAGUGGAGCAGGAGGAGGAGUAGAAGAAGGAGCAGGAGGAGCAGAAGGAGAAGCAGAAGGUGGAGAAGGAGGAGGAGGAGCAGGAGGCAGAGCAGGAGGAGGAGUAGAAGAAGGAGCAGAAGGAGAAGCAGAAGAUGGAGCAGGAGGAGCAGGAGGCAGAGCAGAAGGAGCAGGAGGAGGAGAAGGAGCAGGAGGUGGAGGAGCAGAAGGUGGAGCAGGCGGAGCAGGAGAAAGAGGAGCAGGAGAAGGAGGAGGGGGAGCAGGAGAAGGAGGAGGGGGAGCAGGAGAAGGAGGAAGGCAGGACAGUCGUAUAGAGGGGUGGAGGGAGGGCUGUCUGAUAAGGAAUGGAUAUGGGGCCAAUGAAGCCACAGCAGAAUAUGAAGGAGGUGGGAAACAGCAGAGUGAUCCUCCUCCUCCUCCUCCUCAUGCUCCUGCUCCUCUUUCUCCUCCUCCUGCACCACCUCCUCCACCUUCCUCCUUCUCCAUGGACAACAUAUCGGGAGAGUUUGCUCUUGUCAUCAGCGGCCACAGCCUGGCCCACGCUCUGGAGGCAGACAUGGAGGCGGAGCUGCUGAUGACGGCGUGCGCCUGCAAGGCGGUGAUCUGCUGCAGGGUGACGCCCAUGCAGAAGGCCCUGGUGGUGGAGCUCAUCAAGAAGCACAAGAAGGCCGUCACUCUGGCCAUCGGGGAUGGGGCCAACGACGUCAGCAUGAUCAAGAGUGCUCAUAUCGGUGUGGGUAUCUCUGGCCAGGAGGGUAUCCAGGCGGUGCUGGCCAGUGACUACUCCUUCGCCCAGUUCCGCUUCCUGCAGCGCCUCCUGCUGGUGCACGGCCGCUGGUCCUACCUGCGCAUGUGCCGCUUCCUCUGCUACUUCUUCUACAAGAACUUUGCCUUCACCAUGGUGCACUUCUGGUUCGGCUUCUUCUGCGGCUUCUCCGCCCAGACAGUAUAUGAUCAGUACUUCAUCACGCUCUACAACAUUCUCUACACAUCUCUACCUGUGCUCGCCAUGGGGAUAUUUGACCAGGACGUCCCGGACCGGAGGAGCCUGGAGUACCCCAAGCUGUACGAGCCGGGCCAGCUCAACCUGCUGUUCAACAAGCGGGAGUUCUUCAUCUGCAUCUCCCAGGGCAUCUACACCUCGCUGGUGCUCUUCUUCGUGCCCUACGCCGUGCUGUCCCACGCCAGCCAGGACACGGCCGAGCCCCUGGCCGACUACCAGACCUUCGCCGUCACCACGGCAACAGCCCUGGUCAUUGUGGUCAGCGUCCAGAUUGCUCUGGACACAGGCUAUUGGACGAUCAUCAACCAUGUGUUUGUCUGGGGCUCGCUGGGCUUAUUCUUCAGCAUCAUGUUGGCCAUGCACAGCCAGACCCUGUUCAGCUCCUCCCCCAACCAGUUCCAUUUCGUCGGCAGCGCACAGAGCACUUUACUGCAGCCGGUGGUAUGGCUGACCAUCGCCUUGGCAACAGUGAUCUGUAUCGUUCCAGUUCUGGCGUUCCGCUUCCUCAAGCUUGACCUGAAGCCCCAGCUGUCUGACACGGUGCGCUACACACAGCUGGUGCGGCAGAAGAAGCGCAAGGCGUGUGCUUCAGCGGGGGGGGGGGGGGUCCGCGGGGCGGCGGGCAGCACGUCGGAGGGCCGGCUAGGGGCCCGCGGGGGCUCCCGGAGGUCGGGCUACGCCUUUGCCCACCAGGAGGGCUUCGGCGAGCUGAUCACGUCGGGCAAAAACAUGCGUCUUUCCUCACAGGCGCUGGCGUCCUUUGCCUCGCGCCACAGCUCCAGCUGGAUCGACACGCUGCGCAAGAAGAAGCACAGCCACGCCCCCACCCCGCCCGGCGCCGCCUCCGGCGACAGCAGCCCCGCCCCCAGCUGUGUGUCCGGCUCGGCCGCUCCCCCGCUGUCCAACUCCCCCUCGGUGCUGGGGGGCUCCCAGGACGCAGCCAUAGAGGAGGAGGAGGCCCGCACCCCUCCGCCCUCCCCCCUCCAGGCCAAGCCCGGCUUCUCUAUGUUGCACGCAAGACCCCCCAGCACCACUCUGCUGGCGGCCUCGGAGUCCACUCAGGGCCCCUCCACUGGGGGGGGGCCCGGGGACACGGCCCCUUCAGCACAGGGAGAGUCGGGGGGCUGGACCCUCAGUCUGGGAGCGGUGCAGGAGGCCCUGUCCAACUGGAGGAGCCUCGGAGUUCGCUCCAGCAGCCCCGGCCCGCCCUCCCUCUAGGGUACCCCAGAGGAGGCCAUCCAGCUGGGACUGAGGCCUGGAAUUUGUGGGAGGAGACAGCUGCUGGAUCAGUCCAUGAUGAUUGUGGACAGAGAGCAGCCAUAGCCCCGUAGCAAAGCCACUCUGAGAGAAGAGUUAAAUUCACUUUCCUUCCCUGGUGAAUAGUUUGAAAUAUUAUUUACGACGCGAUCACUGUGUGCGGCUAGAACAGGAACUCAGAAACACUAAUAACAUUAUUUAUCUAAAAGAGCAAGAGAGGGUUCUUAAGUAAAGGUCUAUGAUUGAUGUGAUAUCCUCCCCUGGAUGCAACAACAUAUUGAAAUUGAUUCAAUCAAUGCUAUCACAUACAAAUGUGAUGCAAUAUGGUAUGACAGAGCCAUAACCACAUUUCAUGAAACAGAUAGUAAACCUUUAAUUCCCAUAAGACAAAUGGAUAAAAUCGUUAGCAUUUUCUCCCAUGCAAGCUGUACCUCAGCUCCAUUGGCCCUGUGCAGCAUUGCCAUAUUUAGAUCUACUGGAAAAUACCACUAGGGUUGCUCUAUAUAUAUGCCCUCCCAGUCUGGUUAUUGUACAAGUUUUUGCUGUGAAGGCAGCAUUAGGAACAUGUCAAUCGUUACGUAGAAAUUGUAUUUUUGCUAAUUAUUUUGUCUUGCAACAGUUCUAUAGAUGCGUCAGAAUAAGCAUAAAGUUGUGGAAAUAGUCCACUCAAGUCAUUUACAGGUGGAAACCUCUGGGGUGGGGGUUUUAAAGUCUGUGUUUACUGUAGUUCUCAGUGAGAACGUUAUUUAAAUGUAUUGAGACACAACAAGAACAGGCUUUCACUGUCUGUCACACUGCUCCUACCUCGGCUGGGGGUGCCUCGUGGUCAUACGCAUCACAUUGAUGAGAGAAACACAGCACUGUGGCGAGAUCAGAGGGGAGCUCUCUCUCUCAUCGCCUUUCAACUUGCUUUGCGAUUCAAGCAGGUACUCGGCUGAUUGUUGGGGAGGAAGAUGUGAAUCUCUGAUAACAUUUCAGAAAAAGCCAUACUUAAGGGGGAAUUAAGUUCAUGUAUGUGGCUUGGCAACAGAAAGACAACAUGUAAUAACGAGACGUAUGCUUUUAUUUUUGGAGAAAUUAGAAGGUCCAUGUGUGGAACCAGUAUGCCUGUACAUGUGGAAUAAAGGGUGCUUCACAUUUAUUGUAGUUCUUUCUUUUAAGAUCGGAACAAACCACAGCUGAAGUCCAACUCCCAAACCCUGGCUGAGAAAUUAUUUCAUCCUACACCAGCAGGGGAAAUAUUCAGUGUUACAAAUGCUUUGGUCAAGUACCAACCCAGAAAUAGGCGAGUGGCGAGAACAUUUAUAAGCGGAAAUCAGAUUGCUGUGCACUCUCACUACUGGUACUACUACAACUACUACAGCUGGUAUCAAACAAUUCAACAUGUGAAGAAGCAGUGAGGGAAUAAAGACUAGGUAGUGGAGGCUUGGUGUGGUCAGGGAAUAAAGAGUAGGUAGAGAGUGGUGGAUUGGUGUGGUCAGGGAGUAAAGAAUAGGUAGAGAGUGGUGGUUUAUUGUGGUCAGGGAGUAAAGAAUAUGUAGAGAGUGGAGGCUUUGUGUGGUUAGAAUAAAGCUCAUUGAGGUUGACAUGGUGUGGAGUUUGUUUGUCUGCUUAUUUUUACUCGACCCAAUAAACCUUUUUUUCCAACUCUGUCU